Messenger RNA from Colletotrichum phormii, 1063 nucleotides. RefSeq lists its product as uncharacterized. The transcript is spliced from 3 exons. The record is from RefSeq and is a predicted model, not a curated record. Bases 161 to 916 code for a protein of 251 amino acids. Lineage: Eukaryota; Fungi; Ascomycota; Sordariomycetes; Glomerellales; Glomerellaceae.
CCAUUCUCAUCUCAUAGCCGAUUGAAUCGCGCAGAUUUAAACUUAUUUCCAACUCUUUUACUUCUAUUCAGAACUUUCUUUCCAACUAAUCCGGCUCGGAUCCGAAUCAUCGCUCUAAUCAAGUCACUUGUACUUCCAAAUCCCCACAACUCUUUUCAAAAUGGUUUCCAAGACGAUCAUCUUCGCUCUCGCAGCAGCUACUUCCGUCGCCGCACACGGCAAGGUUGCACAGGUCACUGGUGAUCUCGGUGGCAAUGGCACUGCUCUCGCUAUCCAGGGUGCCGUUGUUCCCGGCCCCGGUCCCAACCGCAAGACUGAACUCGACACCACCGUCUUCAAGAGCAAGAACAUCAUGACAGACGGCAUGGGCAAGACAACCGGCGGUGGCAAGGUCCAGGCCGCCGACAUCUCCCAGGCCAUGGCUCUGUCCGGCGACACCCUCCCCCAGGUCUCCUCCACCGGUGGAAGCAUCUCCGGCACCUUCCACGUCGUCACCACCGACGGUGCCGGCCCCCUCCGCGCCGUUCUCGACUCCACUGGCACCGGCCAGUUCUCUCAGGGCACUGAGCUCCAGGUUACCCAGCAAGUUCCCGGCAAGGGCGGUAACAUCAGGCCCAAUGGCCAGGUUCCUGGCGGCAAGCGAUCCUUGUGGGAGAGAGCCAUGAGCGUCAUUGAGAAGCGUGCCUCCAACGUCAACAAGGACUUCCCCAUGGCCUUCUCCGUUCCCGCUGGCACCACCUGCACCGGUACCAUGGGUGGCCAGAGCAACGUCUGCCUGGUCAAGAUCGCCAACUCCAACGGCGCUGGCCCCUUCGGAGGUGUUGUGCCCAUCCAGAUUGCCCCUGGCGGUGCCGCCACCAACUCUAACCCGGCCGCUGCUCCGGCCGCCAAGCGCGAAGUUGAGUUCCAGGCGUAAGAUGCGAACAGCAUCGAUGCUCGUAUACGGCUUGGGGGAUUGGAACACAAAGAUUGUUGUUCAAGGCCCCUGGUGGGCAGCUUUUAAGAUUGCUGAACGGGUGGAAGCUGCAAUUAGUUAGCUGCUAGCUCUAGUCUAGUGAGCCCA